GAUUCAUUUCAUUAGACUCUUACUGGAAAGAUGAAUAAAAAUGAGGACGGUUAAUGUCUUCAGUCUGAUCUUACUUUCCACGUUCUUGCAAGGAGAAAAAGACAAGAAAAUUGAGAAAACCAAAAAACUAUCGUCAAAAUCAAUAUGGCGUCCUUUUGACUGUCGUACAAACAGUGAUUGCCCUGCGUCAAAAUAUUGCCUUGGCUGGACUUGCGUAUUACGUCACAAAGGAUUUUGUUCCCACGACCGGCAGUGCCUCGGACAAGAGUGGUGCAAUAUCCAACAUAGAUGUGUUAGAAAGUCAUGGUGUGAUGUCGACGCAGAAUGUGGAACGAAUAAAUGUUGUGCAAAGGUCGAUCAUUUAACCCAAGGAAAAUGCUUGCCUCUGAUUAAACAUGGAGGCAUCUGUUUAAUUAAAAUUAUGCUGUGUCCGUGUGUGAAGGAAUGCUAUUGCAAGGCUUUGUCAGAACGACUUGGCCGUUGUACAAAAGCCGACCGAAAUAUGAGCACAGAACUUGCCAGCAACGGAAUGAAUGGUCCAACGGAAAUAAACAAUAAUACGUAAAUGUAUUCUAGG
This is a messenger RNA of Dendronephthya gigantea, 577 nucleotides long. RefSeq lists its product as uncharacterized. The record is from RefSeq and is a predicted model, not a curated record. The transcript is spliced from 3 exons. The coding region runs from base 41 to 565 and encodes 174 amino acids. NCBI's taxonomy places the organism in Eukaryota, Metazoa, Cnidaria, Anthozoa, Malacalcyonacea, Nephtheidae.